UUCGUGACGCCGAGGAGGCCGUCGGCUGCUUCACUAUGAAGCUGAACAUCUCCUUCCCAGCCACUGGCUGCCAAAAACUCAUUGAAGUGGACAAUGAACGCAAGCUUCGUACCUUUUAUGAGAAACGAAUGGCCACAGAAGUUGCUGCUGACUCGCUGGGUGACGAGUGGAAGGGUUAUGUUGUCCGCAUCAGUGGUGGGAACGACAAGCAGGGUUUUCCCAUGAAGCAGGGCGUCUUGACCCAUGGCCAUGUCCGCCUGCUUCUGAGUAAGGGGCAUUCCUGUUACAGACCAAGGAGAACUGGAGAAAGAAAGCGUAAAUCUGUCCGGGGUUGCAUUGUGGAUGCCAACUUGAGUGUUCUCAACUUGGUCAUUGUUAAAAAAGGAGAGAAAGAUAUCCCAGGACUGACAGAUACCACUGUGCCUCGUCGUCUGGGGCCCAAGAGAGCUAGCAGAAUCCGCAAACUUUUCAGUCUCUCCAAAGAAGAUGAUGUCCGCCAGUAUGUUGUGAGAAAGCCACUCAACAAAGAAGGCAAGAAACCCAGGACCAAAGCACCCAAGAUUCAGCGUCUUGUUACUCCACGUGUCCUGCAACACAAACGUUGGCGUAUUGCUCUGAAGAAACAACGCACUAAGAAAAAUAAGGAGGAGGCUGCAGAAUAUGCCAAGCUUUUGGCCAAGAGGAUGAAGGAGGCCAAAGAAAAACGUCAGGAACAGAUUGCCAAGAGACGUAGGCUGUCCUCACUGAGAGUUUCUACCUCCAAGUCGGAAUCCAGUCAAAAAUAAGAAAUUUCUAUGUGUGACAAAUAAAUACGCUCA
This is a messenger RNA of Chrysochloris asiatica (Cape golden mole), 818 nucleotides long. RefSeq names its product 40S ribosomal protein S6-like. Bases 36 to 785 code for a protein of 249 amino acids. The record is from RefSeq and is a predicted model, not a curated record. Gene Ontology annotation, molecular function: structural constituent of ribosome. NCBI's taxonomy places the organism in Eukaryota, Metazoa, Chordata, Mammalia, Afrosoricida, Chrysochloridae. Gene Ontology annotation, biological process: translation. Gene Ontology annotation, cellular component: ribosome. The transcript has a single exon.